Epithele typhae is the source of this 2238-nucleotide messenger RNA. RefSeq lists its product as uncharacterized. The transcript has 4 exons. The coding region runs from base 1 to 2238 and encodes 745 amino acids. Lineage: Eukaryota; Fungi; Basidiomycota; Agaricomycetes; Polyporales; Epitheliaceae. The record is from RefSeq and is a predicted model, not a curated record.
AUGGAUCCCAACGAUCAAGCCUAUCUCUCCGAGGUCGACAGCCUCUCCGACUCCGACUGGCUCGACAUCAGCAGUAGGGCCUCCGACAACGACUCACUCGCCGGCUCGGACGUCAGCGAUCGCGAGGAUGUCGACUUGCGUUCCCCAUCUCGUCAGUCCCUCGCAAGCAUCUCCGGCUCCCACCGCAGCGAAGUUCAUGUGUGGGAGGGCAUCCUCGAGGACGCUGUCGACGAGACCCCAGCUGCUGCAGGAGAUGAGCACCAGGACCUCCCCCUCUCUGAACAAUCUUUAUCCUUCCGCGUCGCCGCCCUCUCCGAGGCCGCGGUAGCGCGUCACUCCGCCCUUGGAGACCCUGAAGAGGAUCAGCGGGUCAAGGACGCGCUCGACCAGAGCAUGGUCAGCACCCUCAGUGCGUCUCGCUCCAACUCGCUCAACUCGUCCAUCACCCACUCCCGCGACCUCCGCCUCUCCUUCCCCGACCCCCUCACGAGCUCGACGCCGUCUGUCCAUGACCUCAAUCCGUCAUACGAGGACAUAUCCGUCCCCUCUGAUGCCGAUUUCACCCCCUCGGAAGGCGAGACGCACACUCUACCCGUCGUUCACGAGGAGCCAGCGCCCAUGGCCGCGGAUUCUGUUACAUCCCUCGUGCCUGUCGUCGCGCACGACAGCGCAGGUUUCCAGACGGAGAUCCAUUCAAGCUCCAUCAUCGACUUCUACAUCGUUCUCUACGGCUUUUCCUCGGCGAUGAAACACCGUGUCGCCCACGCAGUGCUCGAGAAGCUCAUGGCGGCCACCCAAUGCGGCUUCUCGUCGCUUCCUUCCAUGAACGUUCCGUGCGACAUACGCACGACAUUGAGCGGUGGCCGAAGGGGUCAUAGCAUUGUGUCUAUCGUGGAUCGCACGCAGAAGGCAACGGGCGACAAAGAGCCGAGCUCUUUCACCCCCUUGGAACCCCUUGGCUCCCUAGACCGACCCUCACUCGCCAUCGUUCUUUUGCCAUCUCCCGAUGUCGUCUUGUCUCAACACACGCUGUAUCUCCCCGUUCUCAGUCAACUGGAAGAAGACCUGUCCGAGAAGGCCGAAACCACCGAUCGCCUGCUCGACGCAGAGCAGCAAUGGGAGAACAUGGGUGUUCCAGCCUCCCAGCUCGUCUCACGUGCCUUCACCUCCACGAAGUCCCUCGUUGUCGAAGAAGACGAAAUUGAACGGGCGUCCCGCAUGCGGGUUGCGCGCUACUUCAAGCCGCUCCUACCAUGGUCGGAGCACCCCACAGGGUACAGCCUAGCCUCGCGCCAUACUUUGACGCUCAUUGCAAUCCUCUCCAUUGUGCUUGGGUACCUGGUCAACCGGUCACUCCCCGGUGCUAUGACGCGCCGACCUUCGCCUACGAUCGAGCUUGCUCGCCCGCUACCUGCACCAGUAGUCAAUGCGUCCAUUUCCAGUACCCCCAUUACGACACCGACCGGAAUGGCGCUAAUUUCGUCCUCGCUCAAGGACUUCGCGCUGGCCGCAAUCAGCCCAUAUGCCGUUGCUUCCACCUCGAGCUCCUCUGUUGCAACCAAGGCAAUCCCUUCCCCCACUUCCGCAGCACCAGCCCGCGAAGACAAGGAAGCCGAUGUUCCGUCCGAGUGCUCCUGCGGUUGCGGCCUGAUCACCUGGCCGGACAAGUUCAAGCCGACCACGGAUCUCAGCCUUCGUCCCACCGCACAAACGCCAUCGGUUCAUGGUCAGACUUUCCACCCAGGCGAGGCGCCCUCGCUUACUCCGACUUCCUCAGCGCACGGCAAUGACAAGGGCAAGGCGCGCGCUACGGACGAAGACAACUCGAUCUAUUCGCUCAGUGUGCGCCUAGCAGGUGCCCUGACGGAGUACCUCGACUGGAGCACCGUCUUCGCGCCAGAUACCGCGGAAUACGACGAACUUUUUGAAGCUCUCGACGAACUUGCGUCCUCAGUCGAGUCCCAGGCGGAGAGUAUGUGGACGCAGUCCCGGGAUGCGCUCACGGUCAUGCGCGAGCACAUCCGCACGCGCAACGAGCGGGCGCGCUGCCGUGCCAAGGAGCUUCGCGCCGCGGGAGAGCGCUUGAUCGAGACGGUUCGCGGCAAUGUGGCGACGGCACGCGAGAACGCAAAGGGCAUGCGGGAGCGUGUGCUGGAGCGUCGACGCGAGCGGCGGCGGCGGGUGACGCGAUGGGAGCAUGCAACCCGUGCCAACGCGCAGGUCCAGGCUGCCGAGUGA